AUGUCAGCACAGUCAGCCCAGACUGCCAGCGCCAAGCUGCUGGCUAUCAAGUGGCAGCGCCCACACCUCUCCAUCCUCAACCAGCUGCUGCUGCCGCACGCCAGCGAGUACAUUGACAUCAAAACGAGCGCCGACGGGCACCACGCGAUCGUUAGCAUGCAGACGCGCGGGGCACCGGCCAUCGCCAUCGUUGCGGCACUCUCCCUGGCGGCCGAGGUCAGCCAGCAGCAGUUCGACACGGCGCAGCAGGCGUACGACUUUAUCAUGGGCAAGCUGGACUACCUAGCGACUUCCCGCCCAACGGCAGUCAACCUGUUUGACGCCAUCACGAAGCUCAAGCGCGCGAUUAAGAUCAGCCUUGAUUCGCAAGAGGACGUGGCUGUGGCAUAUGUUGAUGCUGCCGAGGCUAUGCUGGCGACAGACGUGGCGGAUAACCAAAGCAUUGGGCUCCAGCGGGCGGUGGAUAAGAUCAAGGUUCUGACUCACUGCAAUACGGGCGCACUGGCUACGGCCGGCCAUGGCACGGCGCUGGGCAUUAUUCGGUCACUGUACCAGAAGCCCGAGAGCAUCCUCGAGCACGUGUACUUUGGCGAAACCAGGCCGUAUAAUCAGGGCGCGCGGCUGACUGCGUACGAGCUUUUGUGCGAGGAAAUCCCAUCCACUUUGGUGUGCGACUCGGCGGUUUCAGCGCUGCUGCGCAGCGACCCGACUAUUGUUGCUAUCAUUGUUGGCGCCGAUCGCCUGGCUAUCACGGCAAAGUUCCACGGCAGAGCCUUUAUUGUCGCUGCGCCGACCACCAGCAUUGAUUUGGCCGUGGCCAGCGGCAAGGGUAUUGUCAUUGAGGAGAGGGAUCCCAAUGAGAUCACCGCGGCGUCUGGAUUUGUGCAGACCUCGCUGGAGGCUGGCAAGCUCGUCAGAGAGACACUGUGCGUUGCGCCCAAGGGCACUGCUGCAUGGAACCCGAGCUUCGACGUGACCCCCGCUGAGCUUAUCACUGCGAUUGUCACUGAGAAGGGCGUGUUUGUCAAGGGCCAGGGUGCCACUGAGUACGACCUGGCUGCGUCCAUUUAA
This is a messenger RNA of Kickxella alabastrina, 1071 nucleotides long. Its product is annotated as methylthioribose-1-phosphate isomerase-like protein. The coding region runs from base 1 to 1071 and encodes 356 amino acids. NCBI's taxonomy places the organism in Eukaryota, Fungi, Kickxellomycota, Kickxellomycetes, Kickxellales, Kickxellaceae. Gene Ontology annotation, molecular function: S-methyl-5-thioribose-1-phosphate isomerase activity. The transcript is spliced from 3 exons. The record is from RefSeq and is a predicted model, not a curated record.